AUGGAGCAGGAUGUGGAAAGUCCGGCAGUCACCACCCGAAAGCCCAAGCUACCCAAGCAGGCUCGCAAGGACCUGCCCAAGCAGCUGGUAGACCAGGUGCGGGCAAAGAGGAAGAUCCAGAGGUACGUCCGUAAGGACGGCAAAUGUAAUGUCCACCAUGGCAACGUCCAGGAGACCUAUCGCUACCUGACGGACAUCUUCACCACACUGGUGGACCUCAAGUGGAGGUUCAACCUCUUCAUCUUUGUCUUGGUGUACACAGUGACGUGGCUCUUAUUUGGCUUCGCAUGGUGGCUCAUCGCCUAUGUCCGUGGCGACCUGGAACACAUAGGGGACAACCAGUGGACUCCCUGUGUCAAUAAUCUCAACGGUUUUGUCUCAGCCUUUCUCUUCUCCAUAGAGACAGAGACAACCAUAGGUUACGGCUAUAGGGUUAUAACAGACCAAUGCCCAGAGGGGAUCCUUCUGCUGUUGAUUCAGUCGGUGCUGGGGUCCAUAGUUAAUGCCUUCAUGGUGGGCUGCAUGUUUGUCAAGAUCUCGCAGCCCAAGAAGCGGGCAGAAACAUUAGUGUUCUCCACCAGCGCUGUCAUCUCCGUAAGGGAUGGCCGGCUGUGUCUGAUGUUCAGGGUAGGGGACCUUCGGAACUCGCACAUCGUGGAGGCCUCAAUCAGGGCCAAGCUGAUCAAGUCCAAGCAGACCAAGGAAGGGGAGUUCAUACCCCUCAACCAGACAGACAUGAAUGUGGGUUAUGACACGGGGGAUGACAGGCUCUUCCUGGUGUCCCCGCUCAUCAUCUGCCAUGAAAUCAAUCAGAACAGCCCCUUCUGGGAGAUCUCCCAGGCCGACCUUGACAAAGAGGACCUGGAGAUUGUGGUCAUUCUGGAGGGCAUGGUGGAGGCUACAGGGAUGACGUGCCAGGCCAGGAGCUCGUACGUGACUAGCGAGAUCAAGUGGGGCUACCGCUUCAUGCCCGUGCUCACACUGGAGGAUGGCUUCUACGAGGUGGACUACAACAGCUUCCACGACAUCCAUGAGACCAACACACCCAGCUGCAGUGCCAGAGAGCUGACCGAGAUGAAUUGCCGUGCCCGCCUGCCCCUUACCUGGUCCGUGGCCAGCAAGCUCAGCCAGCAGGGGGUGCUGGAACCUGAAGGCCGCGAGAAGAAGAGUACUACUACCCUGGUAACCCAGGAGGAGGGGCUGGAGGAGCAGACAGAGAGGAAUGGUGACAUUGCUAACAUAGAGAGCGAGUCCAAAGUGUAA
Molecule: messenger RNA, 1263 nt
Organism: Salvelinus namaycush (lake trout)
Lineage: Eukaryota; Metazoa; Chordata; Actinopteri; Salmoniformes; Salmonidae
Product: G protein-activated inward rectifier potassium channel 2-like
Exons: 2
Coding region: 1-1263 (420 amino acids)
Biological process (GO): potassium ion import across plasma membrane; regulation of monoatomic ion transmembrane transport
Cellular component (GO): plasma membrane
Molecular function (GO): G-protein activated inward rectifier potassium channel activity
Source: RefSeq, a predicted model, not a curated record